AUGAAGUUCACCAUUUGUAUUGCUUCCCUUGCCUUUGCAAGCGGUGCCUUCGCUGCCGAAGCCGAUGCAAACAAAGGUGCCGCUGGUGCCGGCCAAGCUGCUCCAGCCGGUCAAGCCGCUCCUGCCGGCCAAGCAGCUCCAGCCGGACAAGCAGCUCAUGCCGGUCAGGCCGCUGGGGCCGCUGGACAGCUCUUUCCAUAUGGUGGCGGCCCUUACGGAAACUUUUACGGCGGCUAUCCCUACGGUCCCUAUGGUGGCGGCUAUCCAUACGGUGGAUACCCAUACUACGGAUUUUAG
Molecule: messenger RNA, 297 nt
Organism: Puccinia triticina
Lineage: Eukaryota; Fungi; Basidiomycota; Pucciniomycetes; Pucciniales; Pucciniaceae
Exons: 4
Coding region: 1-297 (98 amino acids)
Source: RefSeq, a predicted model, not a curated record